AUGGACUACUCUUAUGGCAAAGAAUAUAUUAAUCCUUAAGUAAAAGAUGUACAUCACUAUGGUGAAAUGGGAGUUUCCAAGAUCCAUAGAGGCAUGCCUCCUCAUUACCCUGUUUAUCCUCAUCCUCCUCACUCUUAAAUGCCCAUUCAUUAAAUCAGCCCUAAAAAUGGACAUUCUCCUUUAGCAGGAUAGCCUCAAUAUGUAAGAGGACACCAUGGAUAGGGUUACGGUAAUAUUGAAAGCUGCCCUCCCCUUAUGAGCAGCAAUCACCAUCACCAUCAUCCUAUGGGAGAAGUUAGCAAUUUAGAACCUCAAAAGGGCUAAAGAGGAAUGUACUCUUCUUCAUAAGAGGGGUACUCUAUGCCUCCUACACCAUAUCAAGGAAAUGAAAAUAUUCCUUACUCUGAUUCAAACACUGAAAAACGCCACAAUUCCAAACAAAAUACAUCAUAAAAUCUCUCUGGUUAAAAAUCAAAAGUAUAAAGUAGUGCAUCAAAAUCCAAGAUUACCUAACAAAAUAACAAAUCGAAUAAGUAAAACUCUAAAAGUAGCAAUGAUUCUACGAAGUAACUUGAUUCAGAAACUAAUAACAGCACUCCUCCUGAGGAAUAAAAUUUUAACUACUAUCAUGAAUUCUGCAGACUUUUCACAGCAAAUGUCGUCCUAACAAACCAACUUAAAGAACUUGUUGGCUAAAAAACUGAUCUUCUUUAAAAGCUAACCAAAUUAGAAAAAAAAAGUGAAGAAUUAGGAGAGUAAGAAGGUGAUGAUAAAAAGAAACGUUUUAGAAGAAUUGCUUCAUAAAUUGACAGACAUUACAAAUGCCCUCAUACAUAAUGCCAAAAAUCAUAUGGAUCUGAAGGCAGCUUAAAUUAACAUUUAAAGAUAAAGCAUCCUGAGCUCUAUUAAGGAGGACCUACAAAUAGUUUAAUGGAAAGUGAUAAAAAUAGUUGCUACAAUGAUAAUAUGGAGAGCUUCUAGGAUUAUGAUGAUGAAGAUAGUUUGGAAGACUAAAGCAUGUCUUAAAGCUCUGUUAAGGUCAAGAAAUAGAAGAACAACUGA
Molecule: messenger RNA, 1062 nt
Organism: Tetrahymena thermophila SB210
Lineage: Eukaryota; Ciliophora; Oligohymenophorea; Hymenostomatida; Tetrahymenidae
Product: zinc finger, C2H2 type family protein
Exons: 8
Source: RefSeq, a predicted model, not a curated record